AUGGGAAUGUGUGCUGCUUCAAAAUAAUAAAAACCAGCUCAUGGUGGUGAUCUCUAAAAGGUUGUUGCAUAAGUUCGGCUUUCCCAAGAUUGUGAGUCGAUUUUGAAACAAAGAGCAAGUUAAUCAUCACAUUUAAAUCCCUUUAAAAACCCCAUAUUAAGUAGAAGACUAAAAGAAAUUCCAGCCUCCCCAUAACCAAUUACUUAAACUGAAUGA
Paramecium sonneborni is the source of this 216-nucleotide messenger RNA. NCBI's taxonomy places the organism in Eukaryota, Ciliophora, Oligohymenophorea, Peniculida, Parameciidae. The record is from the annotation of a GenBank genome assembly.